Polychytrium aggregatum is the source of this 785-nucleotide messenger RNA. Its product is annotated as Endoribonuclease L-PSP/chorismate mutase-like protein. The transcript is spliced from 3 exons. The record is from RefSeq and is a predicted model, not a curated record. Gene Ontology annotation, molecular function: deaminase activity. Bases 107 to 544 code for a protein of 145 amino acids. Gene Ontology annotation, cellular component: cytosol; mitochondrion. Lineage: Eukaryota; Fungi; Chytridiomycota; Chytridiomycetes; Polychytriales.
UUGUUGGCGCCAGAGAAGUCAGAGAAGUCAGAGAAGCCCGAGCAGCCACCGACCAAGCCGGCGCUUUGUCCAUCCCACCAAGAUCGUGCACAAUCAAGCCAGAUCCAUGAAAGCAGAGAGCAAGAACGGAGCAGCAGUGAUCCUUGCCGACCGGGCGGUCGGGCUCGCAAACUACCCACACGCCCGCAUCGCCGGCGGCCUGAUAUUCGUCUCGGGCGUCUCUUGCCGACGGCCGGACAACACAUGGGAAGGGGUUGAGGAGCUGGCCGAUGGCUCGUGGAAAUCCGAUAUCUCCAAGCAGACAGCGGCCGUGCUGGAAAACAUUCGUGUCAUUUUGCAAAGCGUCGGGACCGACCUCGACUCCCUGGUCGAUCUGACGGUCUUUCUGGUCGACAUGAAGGACUAUGCCGCAUUCAACAAGGUCUACAACGCCUACUUUGCCGCUGAGAAUGGGCCGGCGAGGACCACUGUUGCGGUCCGUGAGCUACCCAACCCGCGCCUUCUCAUCGAAAUCAAGGCUGUUGCGUUGGCUCCAUCAGCGUAGUGAGCAGUUCGUCAUGAAGCAUACGGAGUGCGUGCAUCAAUGUCGGUAAAAUGAAGCGAUUCGCCAUAGAGAGCUCAGGCCACUGCUCCGUCGUGACUACGAUAGUCAUGAUGCGCGCUGCAUAAGUGUUCCUAUGUUUGUCAUUUACACUUUAUUCAGAAAAAAACGGGACACCACAGCCGUUUCCAUGAACGUGUAGUAUGUGAUGGCAUGCGUCAAGCAAAGCCACAAUAAAUAAAAC